Molecule: messenger RNA, 945 nt
Organism: Exophiala spinifera
Lineage: Eukaryota; Fungi; Ascomycota; Eurotiomycetes; Chaetothyriales; Herpotrichiellaceae
Exons: 2
Coding region: 1-945 (314 amino acids)
Biological process (GO): lipid homeostasis
Cellular component (GO): endoplasmic reticulum; membrane
Source: RefSeq, a predicted model, not a curated record
AUGCUUUCUACCGAUGGAGGCGGCUCAGUGCCUCUAGAUCCGAUGACUCUACAUGGAUCCUUUACACGGUUCUGUCUGCAAUACCAUCUCGCAAGCUUACCGCUUCAUGUGCAUCAAGUCCUCAUUGCUUUCCUGACAUACGAAGUCUUAUUCUUGAUCGUCGCUCCAGCAUUCUCACUCGUCUUCCUCCCGCAGACAUACGGCAAAUUGCCUAGAAGGACGAAGACCAACUGGAAUGUGCGAGUCACGUCCUUCAUCCAGGCAACCUUCAUUUGCUACCAGGCCCUCAGGGUUAUUACCCAGGACACGUCCCGACAGAACACUGACUACGAUGCCAGACUGUGGGCAUACUCCAGGGGCAGUGGUGACGCUCAAGCGUUUGCCGCGGGCUAUUUCCUGUGGGAUGUCGUGGUGAGCGUCCAACAUUUCCAGAUAUUGGGGCCGACAUCCCUCAUUCAUGCGCUGUCUGCUUUAAUGAUUACCAGCCUUGGCUUUCGGCCGUUUGCGAAUUUCUACGGCGUCAACUUUGUCCUUUAUGAAUUAUCGACGCCAUUCCUCAACAUCCAUUGGUUCCUAGACAAACUUGGGAAGGCCGGUGGGCGCUACCAACUCUGGAAUGGCAUUUGUCUCAUCAUUACGUUUUUUGGCUGCCGAUUGGUAUGGGGCACUUACCAAACAAUCAACCUGAUGGCGGAUACAUGGCGGGCAUGGGGUGAUGUCGGAACUGGAAAGUGCUUGGAUGCUUUCAUGACGGUCAGAGCAGAAGGGAGCCAAAUCGCCGUACCGGUCCAAGACUUUUGCUACGACAACUUCCCGUCCGGACUCCUGCUCACUUAUAUCAUCAGUAACACCUUACUUAGUGGACUCAACGUAUAUUGGUUCGGGCUGAUGCUCAAAGCGUUGGGUCGGCGAUUCAACAAGAAUGUUGACAAGAAACAGGAAUGA